AUGCUGCCUCAGACUAUUCAGGUCGCUGCACCUAAUGGACAGAUUCAAGUUGUACCCGUCUCCAGCCUAGCUGGGGCUGGGCAACAAAUAGUCAUCCAGCAGCCACAGACCCCUCAAAUUAUUCAAACUCCCGAUGGACAAACCUAUAUUUAUCAGCCAGUUCAACUCGAGGGACAAGUACAGCAGGCCCAGCCAACAGUUAUCAACAUCAACGGAAACCUGAUGCAAAUUGCUGGCACUACAUCACAGACGUCAACGCCUACAGCAAACACUGCUCCUGUACAACCGCUCUCUAGUCCUACCGCAACAGCUUCACAGGCAGGGAAUAUUGUCAUGAUGGUGCCCGGAAACAGUGGUCAGGCUCAAUUUCAGAGAGUAGCAUUACCGAAUGCAGAAUUUCUUGAAGAAGAACCCUUGUACGUCAAUGCUAAGCAGUAUCGUCGUAUUUUAAAACGCCGUCAAGCCCGCGCCAAGUUAGAAGCUGAAGGAAAAAUACCCAAAGAAAGACCGAAAUACCUACACGAGUCACGCCACAGGCAUGCGAUGAAUAGGAUUCGUGGGGAAGGAGGUCGUUUUCAUUCUGGCCAGGUAAAAAAGAGAAGAUGGAUAGAAAGACCGGUUAACAAACUAGGUUUCAAAUGUUUAGGAAUGGAAUAA
This is a messenger RNA of Neodiprion fabricii, 657 nucleotides long. It is a transcript of the gene Nf-YA, whose product is annotated as nuclear transcription factor Y subunit alpha. The record is from RefSeq and is a predicted model, not a curated record. Gene Ontology annotation, cellular component: CCAAT-binding factor complex. Gene Ontology annotation, biological process: regulation of transcription by RNA polymerase II. Gene Ontology annotation, molecular function: DNA-binding transcription factor activity, RNA polymerase II-specific; RNA polymerase II cis-regulatory region sequence-specific DNA binding. The transcript has 5 exons. Bases 1 to 657 code for a protein of 218 amino acids. NCBI's taxonomy places the organism in Eukaryota, Metazoa, Arthropoda, Insecta, Hymenoptera, Diprionidae.